AUGAAAAACAAGCAUUAGGAUUAACAAUUAAAAUAAUCUAUAAUUCACAAAAAAAUCAACAAGAAUGUUGGAAAACCUAUUGGAUUGUUGAGAAUUAAUUUAGAUCCUCCAGAUAUUUGGUCUAUUAAAAAAGAAGAAGUUCAAUUAAUUUCCUUUUUGGUCAAAUAUGGAAGACAUGUUUGUUUACACCAAGCAGUUUUAAAUAAGGAUUUAAAUAAGAAUUAAGUAAAUUCAAUUGAAAAAGAGUAAAAAAUUCAAAACUUAUUGGAUUAAAAAGAAUUAUUUGAUAAAAUAGAAAUUGCAGCUAAAUAUUUAUUUGAAUGGAAUUGUUCUAAAAGGAAUGUUGUAUAUUUUUUUAGGAAUAAUACUCACCUCAAAUUAGAUUAUAAAAAAUUAACUCUCAAAAAUCAAUAAUGGACUGCUAUGUUAAAGAAUAUUAAAUUUUUAUUCAAUUAAAACUUUUAUGAAGAAUUGCACAUUAUAAUGGAAUAAUUUGAAAAUAAUAUUUCAAAUUAAGAAAUUGGGGAUUAUUUGAUUUCUAAGUCUAUAACUGGAUAAUUAUCUGAAGUUCCAUAAUUGGUUUAAAACUUCUUUAUUUUAUUGAUUAAGAAAAAUAUAGUAUCAAUUCAAUUUUUUUAAGUAACUGUGAAUUUUUUAGAAUAACUGAAAAAAUUAUUCUUAUUUUCGAUAUAAAAAUACAGAUUUAUGCUUUAUUAAAUGAUUGAAAGUAUUAGAAAUAUCAUGUAAAUUAAUAUAUAAUCUGAAUAAUAUUCUGCUGAAACUAGCUCAGCAGAUUAGGAUUGUGAUCCUGAAAUAUUUUUUAAUUCAACAUCCUAUUGA
Molecule: messenger RNA, 840 nt
Organism: Paramecium pentaurelia
Lineage: Eukaryota; Ciliophora; Oligohymenophorea; Peniculida; Parameciidae
Source: the annotation of a GenBank genome assembly